UCUCGGACCCUUAUAUUUUUGUUGGUACAUGCUAAAUUUUAACUUGCCAAUUAGACGGUCAAAAUUCAAAGAGUUUGACUCGUUUUCUCUAAAUGGGUAUUAUUGCUAAAUCUCUAAACCCGACAUGAAUUUGCAAUAAAUCGGGUGAGAUUUAGUUAAAAUACUGACGGAUCAUCUGAUAUAUAUGGAGAGAGACGGAGAUUGUUUUGUAGGUGAUAAAUCUCACCCAAGUAUUCAAUUUGAUGGUGAAGGGUCAGCUCUGAGUUCAAAUUUUUUCUUGGAUCAUGUUGGGGAAGUUGUUGUCACCCUUCAUCCUGAUGGGUUAUCGUGGAAAUUGAUUGAAUCCACAAACAACAAGCAGGAUGGAUCAUCUUGUCUGGGUAUAAAACUUGUUUCGAAGAGUGCAACUGCAAUAAAGUUUUCUGAUGUGUAUGCUGUUGAGGUCAUCAAUUGGGGAUUGGUUCAUGAGUCUAUUCUUGAAAAUGCGGGAGGAUGUCUCAUGGAUCAUGCAUCUGAGAUGUAUCGUUUUAUGGUACAUUGUGUCCAGAAGUCGAAGACUCAGCCUUCUCUUUGGGCCCCAUCUGUUUACACUUUUGGUCACAAGGAUAAGCAGACAUGUCAAAUGUGGGUGAAUCAAAUUAAUGCUUCUCUGAACAAGGAAACAGGGCGACCUAAGAGUCUUCUGGUUUUUGUUCAUCCACUGAGUGGGAAAGGAAAUGGAUGUAGAACUUGGGAGGCGGUGGCUCCUUUAUUUUCUUGUGCGAAAGUGAAAACUAAGGUGACUGUGACACAAAGGGCAGGGCAUGCUUUUGAGGUGAUGUCAUCUAUUACAAACAGGGAGCUCAGUUCAUACGAUGGCGUUGUAGCUGUUGGUGGCGAUGGUUUCUUUAACGAGAUCCUCAAUGGACUUCUCUCUUCAAGGCAUAAAGCUCCCUACCCACCAGCCCCUACAGAUUUAGGUCAUCCUGUCGAUAGUGACGGCAGUUCCUUGGUUCAUGAUGCAAAUGAAACUGUUGCAGAGCCUUCUGUUCCUAAUGAAGACCAGUCUCCUCUUAUCCCAAAUUCAAGACAUAAUGGAUCACAAUUCACAAAUAUCAGUAUGUUCCAUGGAACUGAAGAUGGCUCUUCCCACACAGCAGAUCAAGAUCUUGAGUUUUCUCUCCCAAAUGAACGAUUUAGGUUUGGAAUCAUUCCUUCGGGUUCAACUGAUGCCAUUGUGAUUUGUACCACCGGAACUCGAGAUCCUAUGACAUCUGCAUUGCAUAUUAUCCUUGGUAAAAGGGUGUGCCUUGAUAUAGCUCAAGUUGUAAGAUGGAAAACAACAUCUACAUCGAAGGUUGAACCUUGUGUGCGCUAUGCAGCUUCUUUUGCUGGAUAUGGAUUUUAUGGAGACGUCAUUACAGAGAGUGAAAGAUACCGCUGGAUGGGCCCCAAGCGAUAUGAUUAUGCAGGCACAAAGGUGUUCAUGAAGCACAGGUCAUACGAGGCAGAAAUAGCAUACGUAGAACUUAAAUCAGAAAAAACAAAUUCAAUUCCUGAGAGAGGUCCUCGCAAUAGUAGAAUACAAGGACUGUGGGGCCUAUCUAAAAGAUCUGACAGAGUAACUUGCCGUGUUAAGUGCAACGUUUGUGCUACAAAAAAAAUUCCCGCAUUGGCAGAACAUCCCUACCCAACACCAUAUUUGCAUCCUGAGGAAUCAAGAUGGUUGAGAUCCAGAGGGCGUUUUCUUAGUGUUGGCGCUGCUGUAAUCUCUUGUCGGAAUGAAAGAGCACCUGAUGGUUUAGUGGCUGAUGCACACCUUUCAGAUGGUUUCCUGCAUCUUAUUUUGAUUAAAGACUGCCCUCGCGUGUUCUAUUUGUGGCACCUUACACAGCUUGCAAGGAAGGGUGGAAACCCCCUGAAUUUUGAGUUUGUGGAGCAUCAUAAAACUGUGGCUUUUACAUUCACUUCUUUCGGGAAGGAGAGCGUCUGGAACUUGGAUGGUGAGCUGUUCCCAGCACACCAACUCUCAGCUCAAGUAUUUCGAGGCCUUGUUAGCUUAUUUGCAUCUGGCCCUGAAGUUUAGCAGAAUACCUCGGAACCUGAGACCCUCUUUUUGUAUCUUACAUCUGCUCUAAUUACAAAAUCUUGUAUUGUUAACCAAAUCAGUUAGUGUAGUUUUGUGCAACCACAUACCAGAUGUUAUUUGUAUCAUCUUCAUCCACAUUCCCCCUUCUUUUUGUUUUGUUUUGUUUUUUUUUUUUACAUCUACAUGUUGUAUAAGAUUUAUCAGACUUGUAAGCAUUGUUAUUCGAAGCUCAUUCCAAAGAAUGAUACCAACAACUUCCGAUUAGCA
Messenger RNA from Cornus florida, 2335 nucleotides. Its product is annotated as ceramide kinase. The record is from RefSeq and is a predicted model, not a curated record. Lineage: Eukaryota; Viridiplantae; Streptophyta; Magnoliopsida; Cornales; Cornaceae. The coding region runs from base 185 to 2065 and encodes 626 amino acids. Gene Ontology annotation, molecular function: kinase activity. The transcript is spliced from 13 exons.